ACACAAUGGGAGCUACGGGAAACAAAAUAUACUUUGGUCUGUCAACCAUCAUAUCAGCCCUACCGUCACUAUUUGGAUACCACCUUUACCAAAAAGGCCGCAAAUAUGUUGCAUACCUACUUUACUCUUCUUCAUUCUUUGUGUUUGGACUAUUCAUCGCCAUCUUUAUAAGUUACCAAACCUUGCGGCAUGGUACUCCUUAUGUAUUCUCAUUCCUCACAAAGAUCAACCAUUUACUCGCCCCGAUCGCCAAAAAUCUUGCCGCCAGCAGAAUACUCGGUCCCUGUAUUUCUCUAGUCGUCCGAUCGAUUUUUUUCGUGUGUUUUAUGUUCAUUAUCAUGAGCGAUCGUCUGGUCCGUACCUUUCUCGGUAGAUUUGUUGGAAAACAUGCAUCGGAACGAUAUAUAUCCGUUUGCAAUGCUGCCGAUCCCAACUUUGACAUGUUUGAUUCUACAAUUCCUCAGGCACCGUGUUUAGAGAAUAGUGAGCAAUUUGCUCUCAAGAAACGUACCUCGGUGCAACCAGGUGACCAAAAAGGGUUCUUGACGGAUCAAAUGCAACGUCCAAAAUAUUCUCAGCCUCUUGCAUACACAUUGGCUGUUGCUUGCAAGUUGGUUUAUGAAGAUAUCGCGCUUAUUAAAUACGAGCUCAGUCGAGCUGGAUUUGACGUUGAGAAUACAUUUAAGCCCAUGGCCUACAAGAAUAUCUGUGCAUUUAUUGUGGAAAAAGAAGAUGAUAUUAUUCUGGUUUUUAGAGGAACCAAUCCUCUCAAUAUGCAGAACUUUGUUACCAACUUAAACAUUAAUAUGAAACCCAUCAGCUCGCCAACUGCUAGUAUGGGUAAAGUACACGAAGGAUUCUGGAAUGCAAUGGGAGACCCCGCACCUCGCGUGAAACCAGAAGAAGGAUCCACGACAGCUGUAGUCAAUGAUACAGGAAUUACCCUUCACAUCGAAUUGAGUGGUGCUUCGUUGUACAGGACCAUCUCGUCUGCUGUCACGGCAUUAAAAAAGAUUCUGGGAUUCAUGACCCUUCACAUGUUCAAGCAUGUUGUAGACCCUAUUGACAGCAGCUGGAUGGGACACGACACAGAUAUCACAAGUCACAGCAUGUAUUCUCAAGCAGAGAAUUGGAUCAUGGAUCUAUGUGAGCGUCCUGGAUUGAGAAAGGAUGAGUUGGGUGACAGACUUUCUCCGUUUAUUGGGCUCGACAAUACUGGCACGCUCAGAAAGCCUGGAAAGAAGAGAUUCUACAUCACUGGUCACUCUCUAGGAGGUGCCCUUGCAACAACUUUCUUGGCAAAGAUGAUGCAGUCUGAAAGUCCUCUUCUUGAAAUAUUCUCUGGUCUCUACACUUAUGGACAACCCCGUGUAGGAGAUGCUGAAUUCUCUCGAGUAUUUACCCCCCAAAUGUCAAGCAAGAUUUUCCAUCAUGCUUACAAUAAUGAUGUUGUGGCCCGUAUCCCAGGAUGGAAUGGUUACUAUACUCCUCCUGGUACACUUGUUUUCAUCAGUGCAAGCUACAAUAUUACCUUCUACCCACCGAACCCACAAACAAACGAGCCAGUUUCUGUUAGACCCAUUUCGUUCCUUCAUCUCUCCGGUCUCUUGAAUUCGCAUGUGAUCCGAAGACUUCCCAAAGAAUCGUUUCUAAAGGUCGCCUUCCGUGUCUUGUUCCCCUUUUUCAUCAAUGAUCACUUUCCUGCAAAUUAUUGUGACGGUCUGCGGUCCGGAAGAGUAAAAAGAAUCGUAAUGACCGAAGGCAAUUUCCAAGGUGGCCAAGACAAUGAGGAAGAAGAAGGCGAAGAAGCCAAGCUUAUGGCACAGAACCAACGGUACAGCACAAUCAAUGUCCAGGCAGUACCUUGAGACGGAUAAUUAAAAUUCAUAUACUUCUUGGAUCUUGACUGCCUUGCUUUGCUUUGCCUUGCUUUGCCUUGUUUAUAUAUUUAUUUCCUUAUUGUUAUUCCUUGUUAUAUUCCUUGCUUUCAUUGUAUGAUUUUUCUUGUUCUUUUUUUUUCCUCUUGUUCUUUAAAAAUAAAACAAAGACAAACCAAGCC
This is a messenger RNA of Phycomyces blakesleeanus NRRL 1555(-), 2059 nucleotides long. RefSeq lists its product as hypothetical. Gene Ontology annotation, molecular function: triacylglycerol lipase activity. The record is from RefSeq and is a predicted model, not a curated record. The coding region runs from base 6 to 1868 and encodes 620 amino acids. Gene Ontology annotation, biological process: lipid metabolic process. The transcript is spliced from 7 exons. NCBI's taxonomy places the organism in Eukaryota, Fungi, Mucoromycota, Mucoromycetes, Mucorales, Phycomycetaceae.